Molecule: messenger RNA, 776 nt
Organism: Rubroshorea leprosula
Lineage: Eukaryota; Viridiplantae; Streptophyta; Magnoliopsida; Malvales; Dipterocarpaceae
Source: the annotation of a GenBank genome assembly
UGGGUUCGAAGGAACCCAGCACCAACGCCUGGGUUCCUCGAACCCAGGCGCGGUUCGAGGCACCAGGCGUGCUGGGUUCGAGGAACCCAGGCCUGGGUUCCUUCGAACCCAGCAUGCUUGGGUUCGAUGGAACCCAGGCGCGGGUUCCUCGAACCCAGGCCCUGGGUUUGGCUCUGGCCGCCGAUGCUCCGGCUCCAACCCCGACAGCUGGUGCUGGCUCGUUGUCGUCGUCAUUUGUCUCGGCUGUCUUUGCCGUCGUCGUUGCUUUGCUUCUCGGCUCCUCGCUCCGGAUCUGAGCUGAGAUUGCUUGCUGGCGGUCGUAUGCCAUUUGCUGAUUGUGGAUUCAUCGGUAUCUUGUUGAGCGGUCUGUUUGUUUUCCAUUUUAUUACCAUAUUGAUAUAGUAGUAAAUCUAGAGGCUUCACGAACGUUCCUUGAACCCAGGCGCUGGGUUCCGAACCCAGUGCCUGGGUUUUUUUGUUCUGUUUCUUUGUUGGCUUGCAGUCAUGCUUGAAUGGGAUUUAGGGUUUUGUGUGGUUUCUGAUUGCUUGAAUUUCCAGAUUUAGUUACUGUUAAUGUUGAUUGAAGGAAUGUGAUGUUUUUUUCAUUUUUCUUUGUAGAUCUGGUAUACAUUUGUAGAGGAAUUGAUUUUUUGAAUCAGAUUUAUUGAGUCCUAUUAGGGAGGAGGUUUGGGGAAGAAGUAGAUGGUGAUUGGAGUGGUAAGGUUUGGGGAAGAAGUAGAUGGUGAUUGGAGUGGUAAUAAAUGAUUGGAGUAAUG